AUGCGUGACCACGGAGGGUAUCAGUGUCCCAUCCUCAAACGCCCCCCCUCUCAGUGUCCCAUCCUCAAACAGUGUCCCAUCCACAAACGCCCCCUCACAGUGUCCCAUCCACAAACGCCCCCUCACAGUGUCCCAUCCUCAAACGCCCCCUCAGUGUCCCAUCCUCAAACGCCCCCCUCACAGUGUCCCAUCCUCAAACGCCCCCCUCUCAGUGUCCCAACCACAAACGCCCCCUCACAGUGUCCCAUCCUCAAACGCCCCCUCACAGUGUCCCAUCCUCAAACGCCCCCUCUCAGUGUCCCAUCCAAACGCCCCCCUCUCAGUGUCCCAUCCUCAAACGCCCCCCUCUCAGUGUCCCAUCCUCAAACGCCCCCUCACAGUGUCCCAACCACAAACGCCCCCUCUCAGUGUCCCAUCCUCAAACGCCCCCUCUCAGUGUCCCAUCCUCAAACGCCCCCUCACAGUGUCCCAUCCUCAAACGCCCCCUCAUCCUCAAACGCCCCCUGUCCCAUCCUCAAACGCCCCCUCACAGUGUCCCAUCCACAAACGCCCCCUCACAGUGUCCCAUCCUCAAACGCCCCCUCACAGUGUCCCAUCCACAAACGCCCCCUCACAGUGUCCCAUCCUCAAACGCCCCCUCACAGUGUCCCAUCCCAUCACAAACGCCCCCUCACAGUGUUCCAUCCAUCCCCCCUCACAGUGUCCCAUCCUCAAACGCCCCCCUCACAGUGUCCCAUCCAAACGCCCCCCUCACAGUGUCCCAUCCAUAAAGCCCCCUCACAGUGUCCCAACAAACGGUGCCCCAUCCACAAACGCCCCCUCACAAUGAGGAUCCACAAAUAUUUUCUCAAUGAAAAUUACAGAUGA
Molecule: messenger RNA, 867 nt
Organism: Oncorhynchus gorbuscha (pink salmon)
Lineage: Eukaryota; Metazoa; Chordata; Actinopteri; Salmoniformes; Salmonidae
Product: proline-rich extensin-like protein EPR1
Exons: 2
Coding region: 1-867 (288 amino acids)
Source: RefSeq, a predicted model, not a curated record